This is a messenger RNA of Alternaria rosae, 1234 nucleotides long. RefSeq lists its product as uncharacterized. Gene Ontology annotation, molecular function: hydrolase activity, hydrolyzing N-glycosyl compounds. Gene Ontology annotation, cellular component: cytosol. The transcript has 2 exons. The coding region runs from base 276 to 959 and encodes 227 amino acids. Gene Ontology annotation, biological process: cytokinin biosynthetic process. The record is from RefSeq and is a predicted model, not a curated record. NCBI's taxonomy places the organism in Eukaryota, Fungi, Ascomycota, Dothideomycetes, Pleosporales, Pleosporaceae.
CAUGCACCUUACCGAAAUGCAUGCCCUUUAGAGCCUACCCUUCACCAAGGGAUUGCAGCUAUGGGUUGAUGAUAAUGUUGCGCAAAAGGUGCUGCCUAAUAUCACCUUGACGACCUUAUGAUGGGGCUACCGCUGCCUAAACCCCUCCUUCGUUGGACACGCUCCUCUCAAGCUUUUGUCACCGCCCCUCCUCAACACGUCAAUUACUUUUGACAGCCCGCGUUCCGACUCUAGUUCCCUCGUUCCGAGCAUCUCUAACAACCAUCCGAACAACCAUGAUGGACAACAACGCAACAGCUAGCAACAGCUCCGCCAAGCAGCCCGUGGUUGCCGUAUUCUGCGGCUCUUCCAAUGGCACAUCGCCGGUCCACAUGGAAGCAGCGAGGCAGCUUGCGCAUGCCCUCCACAAAGCCAACACCAAAGUCGUAUAUGGCGGCGGCACUGUCGGCCUCAUGGGCGAGGUAGCACGAACCCUCGUCUCGCUUUCCGGCCCUGACUCAGUUCACGGCAUCAUCCCCGCCGCCCUCACUCAAUUCGAGCAGCACAACGACCUUGCCAAGUCUGACGGCCACUCUAUCGACGCGGACAAAUACGGACGCACUACUGUCGUCAAGGACAUGCACACGCGAAAGCAGAUGAUGGCUCAGGAAGUUGUCAAGGGUGGACCAGGCGGCGGCUUCGUUGCUCUGCCUGGCGGCUACGGAACAUUCGAGGAGCUGAUGGAGAUCACCACCUGGAACCAACUGGGCAUCCACGACAUGCCUGUCAUCGUAUACAACGUGGACAGCUACUGGAGUGGUCUCAUCGAAUGGGUCAAGAACGCUGUGAGCAGCGGCUUCGUUGCGCCUACCAACGCUGGUAUUAUCUCUGAGGCUCUUAGCGCUGACGAGGUGGUGACAUGUCUGAACGAGUAUCAGAGUGCGCCUGGACGCUUCAACUUGACCUGGGAGGAGCAGUAGAGAGUAUGUAAUGCAAGGUUACGGACAGGCUCGAAAACUCCACUUUUCGAUUGUGAACAAUGGUGCAAGGCACAUCGGCAGUAGGCGAUUAGAAAGCAUUUCGCAGAUGGGAUCUGUAUCAGUAAAUACAUCCGUGUAGAUUGUGCUGACCUUUCGCGCUGUAGUCUAGUCUAAUCGUCCUCUUGCUAAGCGUAUUAGCGUAUCCGAACACCCUGACCGUAUAGUGGGAUACCCUCCGACAAUCCCUAUAAGCUGACGACAUCUUCUGCAAAACU